AUCGUAGGGUGAGUUUUUCAUUACAGGAAGCCCAAUUAAACCAUCCUGUGGGGUCUCACCCCUACCAGUGACUGACAUCACCACCAUCUUCAAGGGAUUCUAUCUUAUUUCCUAUUUGAACUCUAAAUCACACCAACCACAGGUCCAUUUAGUUUUCUACCACCUGUAAGGAUCAGCCAGUUUACAGCUGAACAGACUCCCCCCCCUUCUUUUCUAAAGCUCACACCACCCUCUGCUUUCACCAUGUCCUGGUAGCUCCAAAAAAGAUGCUGUAAUUGCUGAGGGUUCUGCAACAUAGUCAGCGCACCUGUUCCUGGGCCCAUUCCAUUGUGGGGUGCCAGCCUUUGCUUUCAACGUUACCUGAACCAGACCUUUGCAGUCAGCCAUAGUCCAGUUUUAUUUAUAGCAACAUCGCAUGUUGUGCUCAAAUACAAUUGCCUAUUGCUAAGUUAGCUUUGGUAUGCUAUGACAGGAUAUGUCGAACAGAAGUUUUUUGCCAUAAAAUCUUUAGUGUAAAUCUAGCAUCUUGUAAUUGGACCAGGAAAAACAAUCCAAAAAAAAAGGCUUGGGCUUGCAUAAUGUCCAACUUUUAUGCUUUUAUUGUCAAUUUCAACCAAUGGGAACGAUUUUGAUAGGGAGGCCAACAGAAAACCCACAUCCUAUCAUGGGUGCCCUGACUUCUGUUGGCCUUUUCAAUGGCCUUUUAUUUUUCCAAACAUCAGGAGCUUCUCCACUGUCUUCACGUUGUUUCAAAAUAUUUAAGCUUCAGUUUGUAUUCGUGCUUCCAGUGAGAGCAACUAGCAUGGAGUGAUCUUGUUUUCUUCAGCACCAUUAUGUAAAACAUAUAUUUUUCUUCCUUCAGUCUGGGGAAAAAAAUGUGACCCUGACAAUACAUAGCUUUGUGGUAUGGUGAUUUGUUCUGCAUCUGAUAUGGUUUUCCUCUCAAGAUAGCAGAUGUCUCGGUAUUUCAUGAGCACACAACCCUUGUCUUGAGCCUAGAGAGAUAAAGUGUGUCACUGUUCCAAGACAUACUUUAUCAGUGUAUCUGCAUUAGGCUAGUAUUGACAGUCUCUUACCUGAAAUGGCAUAGGUGGGUCUCCUGCUUGAGCGGGUGUGUGUGUUGCAAAACCUCCAAGGUCCCUUAUAGGUCUGUUUUCAUUCAGAAGAUUCAAUAUUGAACCCUCUCCUCUUUCAUCCUCAGUUUAUAUAAGAUUGUCAAAGCUAUUUUCCUGUAAUGUUAAUUCCAAUUUCUAUUUCUUCUGAUCCAGUCCUUCUCAUAUUGCAGUCUAUGUUCAUUAAAUACAUUUACAGCAUACAAUUCUGUGUUUCCCCUAUAAACUAAAGAGAGCUCAUAAAAUAAAGUAUAUGAAUUUAUGAAGUAUAUAAAUGCUGCUCCAAUCCAGCAGACCCAUGAAUGGUUUUAAACACUAUUAAUACAUUUCUUAAUACAACCGAAAAAUGCACCCCGCAUUUCAUACUUCACCCCUUUGGAGGUGAAGUAUGCUAUGCAAAAUGCAGGACCAAUGCAUCUGAACUGAUUUUUUGAAAAGUAUCUGGCGUCCCAUAUAUAACACAGCCCUGGGAGCAGGGGAGUAAAACAGUAAAGUUGGUCAGCAAAAGAAUUCAUGGCAGUGAAAAAGAAAUUUCAUUUGAACGAAGAUAUCGAAUCACAUCUCUCCCUCCUUUUCUCUCUUUAGAAAUCAACCUUGUUCGCUGCACUUUCGCCUAUUUUCUCUGAUUCUUCGCCUUUUCAAUCCAGCCUUCUGCUUCCCUUGGUCUUGCGAACCUCGGAGGGGGGGGCGGCGUCCUGCUCUGCCUUGCAGCGGACAAUCCGUCCAGCACUCCCCGCAGAUCACCUGCUCCUCGCCCGCGCCACACUGGCAAACCCCAGCGCGCGUUCCGCCCAAUCCGACCCACCUCCCGUCCGCAUCAGCAUCCCUGGCCGGGCGUCCCCGCCGGAAAGCGCCCGGGGAGGCUCCUGCGCGGGGCCCCGCAGCCCCGUCCUCCGAGCGGCGCGACGGCCGCCGCCCAAUACGGGCCGAGCAGAAACGUCUCGGCCGCAAGGGGCGGAGUGUGGGCGGAGACGUCGAAGAAGAAGCCUGUCGCCGAGAGAUGACGAAAGAGCUAUUUGCAUCCCUCCUUCGCGUCCCUCGUUGCUGUGGCGCCAGGGCCCCGCGCGCGCCCCGUAGGCUCCCUGAGGGGCGGGGCUCCUGGUCGGCAUGGUGACCGCGUCGGGGCCCGAGGCAGCCUCGGGGGGCGCCGCCGCUGCGCCAGGAGAGCCGCCGGGCUCGGGCCCGAGAGGAUGAAGAUCGGCCGAGAAGAGAGCAGCGAGUCCGAGAACGAAAGCGACGAGGAGGACGAGGACGAGGAGGAGGACGGCGGCCUGUCGGACGAGUCUGCCAACGAAUGCCUGAAGAGGCCGGAGGCCGAGCGGAGGGAGCCUCCGCGCGGCUCCCUUCCGGACAAAGGCCCAGAGCCCGGCCGGGAGCAGCCCGGAGCCGGCCCGGAGGAACCCACGGCGGAGGAGGGCGAGCCGGAGGAGCCCCGGCCGAAAAGGAAGAGGCGGCACCGGCUGCUUUCCAUCAACCUCGCGAACUGCAAAUACGAAAGCGUUAGACGGGCUGCUCGGCGCUGUGGCCUGAAAGAAGUGGGGGAGGAUGAGGAGUGGACUGUGUACUGGACUGACUGCUCAGUUUCGCUGGAGCGUGUCAUGGAAAUGAAGAGGUUUCAGAAAAUCAACCACUUUCCUGGCAUGGCCGAGAUCUGCCGCAAGGACCUGCUGGCCCGCAACCUCAACCGGAUGCUGAGGCUCUUUCCCAAGGAGUACUGCAUCUUCCCUCGCACCUGGUGCUUGCCAGCUGACUAUGGGGACUUCCAGGCCUACGGGCGAAUGAGGAAGAACAGGACGUACAUUUGCAAGCCGGACAGUGGCUGCCAGGGGAGGGGCAUCUUCAUUACCCGGAACCCCAAGGAAAUAAAGCAUGGGGAGCACAUGAUCUGCCAGCAGUAUAUCACUAAGCCCUUCCUCAUUGACGGCUUUAAGUUCGACAUGCGUAUUUAUGUCUUGGUCACCUCCUGCGACCCCCUGAAGAUCUUUGUCUAUGAGGAGGGGCUGGCCCGCUUUGCCACCAUGAGGUACAUCGAGCCCAACAGCGGCAACCUGGAUGACAUCUGCAUGCACUUGACCAACUAUGCCAUCAACAAGCAUAAUGAGAACUUCGUGCGGGACGACAACACGGGCAGCAAGAGGAAGCUGUCCACCCUGAACACUUGGAUGCGGGAGCACAGCUACGACACCGCGGAACUGUGGCGGGACAUUGAGGACAUCAUAAUCAAGACGCUCAUUGCUGCUCACCCAGUUCUGAAGCACAACUAUCGCACCUGCUUCCCCCACCACAUCUCCGGUUGCGCCUGCUUUGAGAUCCUGGGCUUCGACAUCCUCCUGGAUCGGAAACUCAAACCGUGGCUUCUGGAGGUCAACCAUUCCCCCAGCUUUACCACGGACUCCCGCCUGGACCGGGAAGUGAAGGAUGCCUUACUGUGCGAUGCAAUCAAUCUCAUCAACCUGCGGGCCUGUGACAAGAAGAAGGUGCUAGAAGAAGACAAGAGGCGGGUGAAGGAGCGCCUGCUGCAGCCCCACCAGCAGCCCCGAGAGGCCAGGCGUGAACAGAUGGAGAGCAGCCAUGCCGCCUGGCUGGCCCAAGCAGAGAAGUACGAGAACAGCCACCUGGGCCACUACCGGCGCAUCUUCCCCUCUCAGGGCACUGAAAAGUACAGCCCUUUCUUCAAGCACAGUGGAUCCCUCUUCCAAGAGACGGUGGCCUCCAAGGCCAGGGAAGAGUGUGCCAGGCAGCAGCUGGAGGAGCUCCGUCAGAAACAGGAGCAGAGGGAGAACACAGCCGGGCGGAAGAAACGGGAAGGGAAGGAGAGCUUGCAGGGGGAGUCGGCUGGAGAGAAGGCCCAGGAGAAGAGCAAGGGCAAGAUGACCCUCACCCGGAUGGCCUACAGCCACAGCAAGACCUGGAGCCCCAAGAUGGCCUCCUUGCAGUAUGACAGCAUGACUCCCCAAGCCAUAGUGGAGGAAGAGGAAGUCGAGAGAGUCAAGGCCCUCUUGAGGCGAGAAAACCUCAUCCGGGGGCUUGGCAUUGUUGACCAGCUGACCCGCCUGCUGCGCAGCGCCGAGCCAAAGCCUGUGGAAGUCCAGAGGCCCCACAUCAACGUCUCUGAAUGCCAGCCCCACUUUCUCCAGGAUGUGUUCAACAACCACAACACCCAGGACCUGAUGACCCUUGUCCCCCUCUCCCUCCUGAGGGGCUCGGCUCAGGAACUCGGCCGCCAGAUCCUGCAGCAGCAGCCCACAGGACGCGUCCAGCUGCUGGGAAACCCAGGUUUCAUCCCGACUAUCCUGGGAGCCCUCUCGGGCCUCGGCCCCCCUUGUGAGCCGCCGCUGCACUUCCAGCCACCCAGGAACCUCAGCUGGCUGGGCACAGCCAUGGUGGGCGAACCUUGCACCCUGGCGCGGAUGCUGAGAGCAGGAGGGCGGCGCUUUGCCAGUGCCAAGAACAAGGCAGAAGGCAGCAGAGCUUCCUCGAGCAAGCAGCCUCUGUACAUGAGCUCCGGCUCCCUGAACUGCCUGCCCCACCCUGGCCACGUCGCAGGCACCCUAUACAGCAGCUUCCCCUUCCCAUCUGUUGCAGCUCCUCUCAGCCGGGCUGCUGACCUGCAUGGACUGGCCAUCAACUCGGCUUCAGCCCCGCUCAUCCGGCGCGGAAGCCCCCAUCGUGCCACCACGGUGGCUGCCAUGCAUUCCAGCCAAGCCAGGAAGGGGACCUGACCCGAAAUCUCAGCGGAUCCUUCAAGCCCAGAGAGUUGGGGCUGGAAUCCCUGCCUCUCUUUCAGCCACUCUCCCCAAAACUUCCACCUCUGCAGAGCCGUGUUUCCCCUCCAGCUCACAGCAAGUUCUGAGAACGGUUCUGUGCCCUUGGGCUGCACCCCUCCGCUGCUCUCUCUGCAAGCCAGGUUCCCGCUGCA
Notechis scutatus (mainland tiger snake) is the source of this 5031-nucleotide messenger RNA. It is a transcript of the gene TTLL13, whose product is annotated as tubulin tyrosine ligase like 13. Gene Ontology annotation, molecular function: tubulin binding; tubulin-glutamic acid ligase activity. NCBI's taxonomy places the organism in Eukaryota, Metazoa, Chordata, Lepidosauria, Squamata, Elapidae. The record is from RefSeq and is a predicted model, not a curated record. Gene Ontology annotation, cellular component: ciliary basal body. Gene Ontology annotation, biological process: protein polyglutamylation; microtubule cytoskeleton organization.